This is a messenger RNA of Entamoeba invadens IP1, 1845 nucleotides long. RefSeq lists its product as hypothetical. The record is from RefSeq and is a predicted model, not a curated record. The coding region runs from base 1 to 1845 and encodes 614 amino acids. NCBI's taxonomy places the organism in Eukaryota, Evosea, Mastigamoebida, Endamoebidae. The transcript has a single exon.
AUGAGUUUGUCAAGCACAAGUGAUAAGCUACCGACACAGCUUGAAGGUGUUUAUGGGUAUAUAGUGUCGUCGUAUUUCAACGACAAAGUUGAUUUUCUUAAUUUUGAGUGUGUCAAUAGAAAGUUCCAUAAGAACAUUGAACGAUUUCAUUACAACCCAAUUUCCCUUACGAAAAAGACCAAAAAGCUUUUCAAAAAGAUCGAAACGCAAUUUUUUUAUAAUGAGAACGAUUUGAAGUACUUACAUAAACACGCAUCAAAAUAUAUAAUGACGUGUCCCGUUGAUUACAAGACGUCUUGUGAACACCACAAAAAGGGUAUUUUAUGCAACAAAGUGGUGUUAACAAAUGAAAAGGAUUAUAUGAAGAAGACGAGUCUACUGCAGAGUAUAACUUCAAUAUCAGAUGAAUGCUUCAAAGCUGUUCAGAUAAGAGAAAUAGUCAUUCCCAAAAGUGUCACACACCUUGGAGCUCGAUGUUUUGAGAACUGUUCACAGCUUGAAAGUUUGAAGAUUCUUGGUAGUGUUAUUUUAGGUGAAAAAUGCUUUAACAACUGCAGUGAGUUAACUUCUGUAAAGAUGAGUCGAGCUUCUAUUGGGAAUUUCUGUUUCUCCAAUUGCAUUAAUUUGCAUUUCUUUAUUCUUCAAGAAGUAGGCGCAUUAGGAAAUAACGCAUUUGAAAAUUGCGAAGUGUUAACGUCCGUCGUUUUACCUUCAACCAUAAGAAGAAUACCAAACAGUUGUUUUAAAAAUUGCGUUUCAUUGUGUUCACUAGAAAUGCCAAGUGGAGUUUUAGAAAUAGGAAAUGAGGCGUUCCAAAAUUGUGUGUGUCUCGAGCACUUCCCAUUUCCCAAGAUGCUGAGAACAAUUGGAUCUUUUGCGUUCAGUGGGUGCAUCAAUUUACUUGAGAUACCACUACCAAGUCAAAUAGAAAAUAUUCAAGACAGUGCAUUUGAAAAGUGUUAUGCCCUUACUGAUGUCGAGGUACCAGAAAGUGUCACAUACAUGUCAAAUAAAAUAUUCAACCAAUGCACAAAUUUAAAUCGAGUUCGCUUUCUCUCAAAAACCACUCAAAUUCCUUUGGAAUGCUUUUCAAUGUGUCAGAAGUUGGAUGCAUUUGAUGUGCCUCCGAAUAUUAAAGUGAUUAAUAGACUCGCUUUCUCUCAAAGUGGUUUGCGUGCAUUCAAAUCACUCCAACAAAUAACUUUUAUUGGAAGAGAAGCGUUUUUAAAGUGUCAAAUGCUGUCGGUGAUCGACUUAAGUGCAUCGCCUUUGUUACAUCUCGAGCCGAGAAUGUUUUGCUCCUGUCCACUCUUAAGAAAAGUGACUCUCCCAACUACUAUAAACACUUUAAAAACACAAUGCUUUACAAAUUGUUUUUCUCUUGAAGAAAUUGUAUUACCAGAGGGUAUUAUUACUAUAGGAGUCGAAUGCUUCUGUGAAUGUAUACACUUGACUAACAUCGUGUUGCCAAAUACACUCGGCUCACUGUUGGAUGGAAGUUUCAGAAACUGCUCCAGUCUGUCGAAAUUGGAUAUCCCAACGACACUUUCACUUCUUGGAGACUCCACGUUUGAAGCGUGUACGUCAUUGGAAAAACUCGCGUUCUCGUCGCGCCUGACGUGGGUCGGCGAUUUGUGUUUUAAGGACUGUUCAUCACUCUCAAUUCUCAAGUGUCCCGAGUCUCUGGCUUUGCCUCAAAACGCGUUUUUAAACUGUUUUUUCGAACCACAAGAAAAGACUAAACUUUGCCCGCCAAACAGACUGAAGAGAAACUACCAAACACUCAUUCGACCACAUAUCAAAGGAAUGUCGUCUUCACUUUGUUCUAGCGUUGUUAGUAUUUAA